GUUCAUAAAAAAGUGGACACAAGGAAACCAUAGUUUUCCCUAUAAAUCAUUCUGAGUAGUCCUAUACCCUCACCUCAACCUUGCUGCCAGCCUGCCGUUGCUCUCUAAUCUCAGGAGCCAUCUUCAUAGUUCAUACUUCAUGCUCUCAGCCUCACCAAAAUUCCAUGACAGACCCUACACCUUUUAACAACAAGCUACAAGGUAAAGUGGCUAUCAUCACCGGCGGCGCAAGCGGCAUCGGCGAGGCUACGGCACGUCUCUUCGCCGAUCACGGCGCACGAGCCGUCGUUGUCGCCGACAUCCAAGACGAGCUGGGCAGUGGCGUCGCCGAGUCAAUCGGCUUACACCGCUGCAGGUACAUUCACUGUGAUGUAACCGAUGAGCAGCAGAUCAAAGCGAUGGUGGAAUCGACGGUGAAGAUGUUCGGACAACUCGACAUCAUGUUCAGCAACGCUGGGAUUAUGAGUAUGGGCGACCAGACCAUACUGGAGCUGGAUCUAUCAGCUUCCGACAAGGUGUUUGCAGUAAACUCACGCGGCAUGGCGGCGUGUGUGAAGCACGCGGCUCGUGCGAUGGUGGAGGGUGGAGUUAAAGGGAGCAUAGUGUGCACGGCGAGUGUGGCUGCGACGGUGGGGAAUGACAAGUUCACUGACUACAUAAUGUCGAAGCACGCGGUGUUGGGGCUAGUGAGAUCUGCGAGUAAGCAGCUGGGCACGUACGGAAUAAGGGUGAAUUGCUUGUCACCGACGGCAGUGGCGACGCCAAUGCUUUGCAGCGCAUUUAAGAUGGGCGUGGAGGAGGCGGAGAAAUUUUUUGUAGAGGACAUGGAUUUAAAAGGGAGAGGGGCGGUGCAAGUGAGACACGUGGCGGAUGCAGCGUUGUUUCUUGCUUCCGACGAUUCUGAGUUUAUAACGGGACAUAACUUGGCCAUCGACGGGGGCUUCCGCCGGUGAGUAUGUUACAUUUCAGGAAGGGAAGCGAAAAAGCUAUUUUCCUUUUCCUUUUUGUUAUUUUCAAUAAGUUAUUUCACAUGAAAUGUCAGUAUCAUUUUGGCCAACUCAU
Messenger RNA from Vitis riparia (riverbank grape), 1062 nucleotides. Its product is annotated as (-)-isopiperitenol/(-)-carveol dehydrogenase, mitochondrial-like. NCBI's taxonomy places the organism in Eukaryota, Viridiplantae, Streptophyta, Magnoliopsida, Vitales, Vitaceae. The record is from RefSeq and is a predicted model, not a curated record. Bases 165 to 953 code for a protein of 262 amino acids. The transcript has a single exon.